Molecule: messenger RNA, 3419 nt
Organism: Anopheles bellator
Lineage: Eukaryota; Metazoa; Arthropoda; Insecta; Diptera; Culicidae
Product: WD repeat-containing protein 75
Exons: 5
Coding region: 37-3282 (1081 amino acids)
Biological process (GO): positive regulation of rRNA processing; positive regulation of transcription by RNA polymerase I
Cellular component (GO): nucleolus
Molecular function (GO): RNA binding; protein binding
Source: RefSeq, a predicted model, not a curated record
CCGACGAAGAAACCACCGGCAGACCCAAGUCCGGAGAUGGAGGAAACUGCUAACGAUGGGCUGCGCAUUCGGCGCAUUGCCGGCGGGUCGUUGGUGCGCUGCCCUCCACUUUUCUCGCCCGACGGAAACCUUCUAUUUGUUAUCCACGAAAGCAGCAUCCAAGCGUUCAGCGCCAACACGGGCGAAUUCGUCCGUAGCUAUGAAAACACGGUGAACGAUAGCCACCUGGUUGGCAUGGUUGCCGAGCAGCACUCUGAGAGCAAGUACAUUUACGCUUGCACCGUCGACGGGCUGAUCUUGUCGUGGAAGAUUGGUUCCGGUGUUUUCCAUGAAAAAUUCGAGGUGCUGAAGGUUAAAAAUUUUACCGUCGAAUCGUUUCACGCACUGUACGGUCAGAACGAUAGUUUUACGUUUUUGUUGUAUGGGACCCGCACACGGAGACAAUUUGUGCAUUACUGCCCACACACUCGAAGUGUGCUCGAAGUGGUCAAUGUAUUAUUGCUCGGUGAAGAAGUUACGGAUGAAAAGGAAGUGCGUAUCGUGAUGGCUCCCGGUGGACGUGGAUUAAAUUACUUCGCCUACAUCGCCGGCUGCCGGUGGUACUGGGUGACGUUGAAAGGGAAACCAUUCGUCGAAAGUCGGCCCCACUGUAGCCGCGUGCAGCCAGUGUUGCUAGACUGCCAUCCGACGGAGCCGAUCGUGGCCAUCGGUGACACGCUGGGACGCGUGGUGCUCUAUCGAAACUUUCUGGAGGCAGGCAGGCCCAUAUUCGAAACGUACCACUGGCAUCCCCAUCCGGUGCAAUGUCUGGCCUUUUCCAGCAGUGGCACCCAUUUCUACUCCGGUGGGCUCGAGCGGGUGGUGAUCAAGUGGAAGAUUGGAGACCGCCAGAAAACGGACAUUAUCCCACGUCUUACCGACAGUGUGGUGCAUGUAGCGGUGGCCCCAGAAAACCUCAAAGUCGCUCUGUGCACGGCCGACAACAGCAUCCAGCUGCUGAAUGCACUCAACAAACCGAUCACGACGGUGCAAAGCUUUUCCAAGAUAUCGAACGAUGUCCCGGGGGCGACCCUUUUUCCCGUCGGCUUGCGCACGAAUCCGCGCACACAGGCAAUCGUGCUGAAUGGCCGUGUAGGUUGCAUCCAGUUCUACUCAACGUACACCAACAGUCUGCUGUACACGCUGGACAUUACGCUGCGGAAUUAUAACACGAAUGAAGAUCGUUCCGUGAUCUACAACACGGUGGUCACGAAUGUGGCCAUCAGUGCGCACUGGCUGGCCACGGUCGAACACUGGAGCGAUCACUACAAUUCGAACGAAACUCGGCUCAAGUUUUGGAAGUACGAUGAGUCACGACAAACCUAUUCACUGAGCACCAACAUCGAGAACGUCCAUCUGGGAGGCGUUUGCGGUGCCGAGUUCUCCAGUGCCAGCCGCGAACGGGACGCCCACUGUGCAACGGCCGGUAGCUGCGAUCGGCGUAUCAAGCUGUGGGCGGUGGAAGAGAUUCAAACGACGGGUGGCGGCGAAAAGCUGGUGUGGACAUGCGUUGGUACCGUGCAGCACCGUAAUUUGCCCAUUCGGUCCAUUUCCUUCUCGCAGGACGGCUCUCUGCUGGCCGCUGGCUGCGGGAAUGUGCUGUGCGCUUGGAACACGGACACCCUGCAGCUAAAGUGUGCCCUCUCGGCCCCCAGUGGCUACGAUGGGUGUGUCAACCGUGCCGUCGUGGUCCUUCCGAACGCGACCGAGCAAGGGGCCAAACGGAACCGGAACCAUUACGAGGAAGCGCGCAGCAAGAUCAUUACCGAGAUCGUCGAUCUUAUUAAGGGCGGUGGUGGCGGGUCGAAAGUGUCCCUGUUUCAGAACGUAACCGGCAAACGUCGUAAGGGGCCGUCAUCUCGAAUGCUGUGCACUGGCAAUCCGGCCGACGGAUCCGGCGUCAUUUCAGACGAGCACAAAAAAUCGAUCCUCCAAAAAGCACAGGCCAGUAGCCGAAUCAGCCUGUCGGAAAAAUCGGAACUGUUCUACAGACUAAGAAUCGGAUGUCGCACAAGUGGCAACAUGAAGCGCAAACUGGAACAGAAACUGCAAACCUCCAGCCGGGGCAGAAAAGCGGCAAAAAGGCGGUUGCAGCGGCUCGCGCGCAAUCUGAGCACGAACACCCGGUUCCGGGCUCUACAGAAGUGGCACAACUUUAACCGGUGCCGAACGGCCACCGUGCCGUUCGAGGGUAGCCUGGCGAAGGUGUUUUCUGGUGAAAUUUCAGACAAGAACGAUGAUCCUCCCCGGGUGGAGGAUCACAGCGCUGGCAAACACGUGGCAUCCGUGAAGAGUUUUGCACAGAUCGAAAGCGUCCUAUUCUGCUACGGCCAGUAUUCGCACCUGGUCCUCGUGUGUACAGCCAACCGGCUGCUGGUGUGGAAUUUGCUUUCACUGAAGCUCCAGGUGUCGGUGGCGCUCUCCAUCGAACAGAUCGCGCUGGAUCCGUUCACCAACUUGAUUGCAACGUUCACGAAGGACAAUGAAUUGUACGUGUUUCUACCCAACAUACCGAUGCCCCUGUACCACCGGGUCGCACUGCCGAAAGUGUUCGGUGCGGUCUGGGUUCCAAGACGCUACCCUCGGUCGCAAUCGUUCAACGUAGAUUGGCAAGCGACGUCGCAGCUAUUUUUCCUCAAUGAAAAACAGGAACUGCUUCAUCUCGUGUCGGAUAACGACGAAGAAUCACUCGGUCCGACCUCGGUGUGCAUGAACGAGUCAGUGAUGGGUCCCAGCACACAAUUUGCGGCACUGCUGGCCAAGCAGUCCGCCGGAAGCAGCGUGCAACGAACCGGUGCAGGUAUUCGCCCUGGGACCAUUAUCGGAGUGACUGGAAAGUCGGCAGUCAAAGACAUCGUUUCGUCUUCAUCGCACACGAUGGCCCCGAUAAGUUUGCUGUGCAAGGACUUCCUUCGAUCGCUGCUCAUCGUGGAGGAAAAACGCACGAAGGACACGGCGGCGGCGGCGGCGGCGGCGGCGGCGGCGGAGGCGGCACAUAACAACGUGCAGCAGCAGCAGCAGGAUGGGUUUGAUAGUGAUUUCUCGGAUGAUGCCAGCGACGCUGGCGACGAGGCGGUGCAGCAGAAUGGUGCCGUUGGUUUGAAGGAAAAAAUCAGGGCCCGUAAGGUGACCCUGGAGGUGGUUCAGCGUGCGAAACAAAACUAUGCUUCUGCCGCCGACAGUUCGCAGGAUUCAAAGUUGCGGAAGGUGCUUGCCGAACCGUUUGAUAUAGCGUUUGAAUAGCGGACCAGCUGCUACAAACUUUGUAAAUUAGAUGUAAACUUUACGUUUUACGCCUUGUCCGUGUUAUCCAAGUUGAAAUAUUUCAACAAUAUUGUCAAUAAUAUCUUUCAUAGUUUCCCGGUACUCGCCGUGCGAUC